Clavispora lusitaniae ATCC 42720 is the source of this 600-nucleotide messenger RNA. The record is from RefSeq and is a predicted model, not a curated record. NCBI's taxonomy places the organism in Eukaryota, Fungi, Ascomycota, Pichiomycetes, Serinales, Metschnikowiaceae.
AUGUAUUAUUCAAUGUUCGGCCGGUGCGCCCGGAAGUGCGAGUUCCGGCCGCGACCCGACUCGCCGCCCCGGAUCUCCACCGCAAGCUGGCUUUUCACUCGGCCUCUUCUCACCGAACAAACGCCAACGGACUUUAGCCGGCAAGUCCAUCCAUCCAUCGCCCAACCGCAGUCUCCUUUUCGGCCUUCUCGUUCACGUGAGAUCCGGUGUCCCAUCCGAUCCUGCCACAACCUCUGGCAUUCCAGUCCAGUUUCGUUUCCGUUUCCAUCUGCCAGUGCCGAGUUCAUUUUCGUCUUCAGUCGUCAGAAGAUCAGAAGAUCAGAACGUCAGAAGAUCAGAACAUUAGUCAAUCAGAACAUCAGAAGAUCAGGACAUCAGUCGAUCAGAACAUCAGAACAUCAGUCGAUCAUCGGUCGUCUUUCAGUCGUUUUUGUUCGCUACCUCUCCUAUUCUCAUAAUCAUGGGCUACGACCAGGGCUUGGCCGUCGGCUUGGCCGUGGGAAUCCCCUGCUUCGUUGUUCUCGUCGGCGGCACCGUUCUCUUUUUGCGCCGCCGGCGCCACGACCAGCGCGAGGACGCCCAGACGGCGCUCGACUUUGA